AUGGAGCUGGUGGUGACGCUGCCGACGGAGGUCUUCCGCUGCCGGAUUUGCUUCGUCACCAAGGCUGCCGGCAGGCCAACCUUUGGCGAGUAUAAGGACCACUCGGCCCUUCUCCUCCAAUACAGAAGGCUGCACGACCCGGAAAAGACUCCCGUUUUCGAGUGCGAGUUUUGCGGCCGACGCGACCCGCGGCUGAAGAUGAAAGCGGCCAUCAGCGGAUCUGCAAUGCAGCAUCCGCUACCCCUGGCGAUGCCGGUCGGGGGAGACAGCGUGGUGGGCUCACAGGCUGCCUUGCCCUCGCCUUGUGUGAGUGUGCAGACGUCUGCGACAUCCAGGACGGCAGUGGUUGCUGCCCCCGCGUCGUGCGAGCCGUUGUGUGCGCACGCCGCGGUAUCUGCCAUCCCCCUGUCGAUACGCUCUGCGACGUCAGCCGCGUCGCCACGAGUGCCGAGCGCAGUUCGGGAGAUGAAGGCAGCACGCUGCCGACGCCUGCCACCGAACGCGUCGCUCCGCCCCCUCCUCUCUGUGUCAACCUCCUCCUCCAGCUCCCUCCUCCAUGUGUCAACCUCCUCCUCCAGCACCCUCCUCCCUCUGUCAACCUCCUCCUCCAGCACCCUCCUCCCUCUGUCAACCUCCUCCUCCAGCACCCUCCUCCCUCUGUCCGUCUCGUCGUCCUCCUACUGCCCCCUCUUCCCUCUGUCCGUCUCGUCGUCCUCCUACUGCCCCCUCUUCCCUCUGUCCGUCUCGUCGUCCUCCUACUGCCCCCUCUUCCCUCUGUCCGUCUCGUCGUCCUCCUACUGCCCCCUCCUCCCUCUGUCCGUCUGGUUGUCCUCCUACUGCCCCCUCCUUCCUCUGUCCGUCUGGUCGUCCUCCUACUGCCCCCUCCUCCCUCUGUCCGUCUGGUCGUCCUCCUACUGCCCCCUCCUCCCUCUGUCCGUCUGGUCGUCCUCCUACUGCCCCCUCCUCCCUCUGUCCAUCUGGUCCUCCUCCUACUGCCCCCUCCUACCUCUGUCCGUCUACUCGUCCUCCUACUGCCCCCUCCUCCCUCUGUCCGUCUACUCGUCCUCCUACUGCCCCCUCCUCCCUCUGUCCGUCUACUCGUCCUCCUACUGCCCCCUUCUCCCUCUGUCCGUCUACUCGUCCUCCUACUGCCCCCUUCUCCCUCUGUCCGUCUACUCGUCCUCCUACUGCCCCCUUCUCCCUCUGUCCCCCUCCUCCCUCUGUCCGCCUAUACUCGUCCUCCUACUGCCCCCUCCUCCCUCUGUCCGCCUAUACUCGUCCUCCUACUGCCCCCUCCUCCCUCUGUCCGUCUACUCGUCCUCCUACUGCCCCCUCCUCCCUCUGUCCGUCUACUCGUCCUCCUACUGCCCCCUCCUCCCUCUGUCCGUCUACUCGUCCUCCUACUGCCCCCUCCUCCCUCUGUCCGUCUACUCGUCCUACUACUGCCCCCUUCUCCCUCUGUCCGUCUACUCGUCCUCCUACUGCCCCCUCCUCCCUCUGUCCGUCUACUCGUCCUCCUACUGCCCCCUCCUCCCUCAGUCCGUCUACUCGUCGUCCUACUGCCCCCUCCUCCCUCUGUCCGUCUACUCGUCGUCCUACUGCCCCCUCUUCCCUCUGUCCGUCUGCUCGUCGUCCUACUGCCCCCUCUUCCCUCUGUCCGUCUGCUCGUCGUCCUACUGUCCCCUCCUCCCUCUGUCCGUCUGCUCGUCGUCCUACUGCCCCCUCCUCCCUCUGUCCGUCUGCUCGUCGUCCUACUGCCCCCUCCUCCCUCUGUCCGUCUGCUCGUCGUCCUACUGCCCCCUCCUCCCUCUGUCCGUCUGCUCGUCGUCCUACUGCCCCCUCCUCCCGCUGCCCGUCUCCUCGUCGUCCUACUGCCCCCUCCUCCCGCUGCCCGUCUCCUCGUCCUCCUACUGCCCCCUCCUCCCGCUGCCCGUCUCCUCGUCCUCCUACUGCCCCCUCCUCCCGCUGCCCGUCUCCUCGUCCUCCUACUGCCCCCUCCUCCCGCUGCCCGUCUCAUCGUCCUCCUACUGCCCCCUCCUCCCGCUGCCCGUCUCCUCGUCCUCCUACUGCCCCCUCCUCCCGCUGCCCGUCUCCUCGUCCUCCUACUGCCCCCUCCUCCCGCUGCCCGUCUCCUCGUCCUCCUACUGCCCCCUCCUCCCGCUGCCCGUCUCCUCGUCCUCCUACUGCCCCCUCCUCCCGCUGCCGUCUCCUCGUCCUCCUACUGCCCCCUCCUCCCGCUGCCCGUCUCCUCGUCCUCCUACUGCCCCCUCCUCCCGCUGCCCGUCUCCUCGUCCUCCUACUGCCCCCUCCUCCCGCUGCCCGUCUCCUCGUCCUCCUACUGCCCCCUCCUCCCGCUGCCCGUCUCCUCGUCCUCCUACUGCCACCUCCUCCCGCUGCCCGUCUCCUCGUCCUCCUACAGCCACCUACUCCCGCUGUCCGUCUCGUCGUCCUCCUACUGCCACCUACUCCCGCUGUCCGUCGCCUCGUCCACCUACUGCUCCUUCCUCCCUCUGUCCGUAUCCUCGUCCACCUACUGCCCCCUCCUCCCUCUGUCCGUCUCGUCGUCCUCCUACUGCCCCCUCCUCCUCACUCUGUCCACCUCCUCCUCCUCCUCCUCACUCUGAAUCAAUAACAGACCUGGAGAACCAUAUUACUUCAAUGCAAAAUGAGGUUAAAAGUGCUGAACAAAUUGAAUUCCCAAAAAGAGCAGAAGUACAGGAACUUGAGGCUUCUGUUGAUGCUAAGGAGAGAACAAUUAAGGCAUACAAAGCAAAGAAUCCCAGUAUAAUUAAAAAAGUAGGCACUUUUCUUAAGUAA
Schistocerca americana (American grasshopper) is the source of this 2817-nucleotide messenger RNA. Its product is annotated as flocculation protein FLO11-like. The coding region runs from base 1 to 2817 and encodes 938 amino acids. Lineage: Eukaryota; Metazoa; Arthropoda; Insecta; Orthoptera; Acrididae. The transcript is spliced from 5 exons. The record is from RefSeq and is a predicted model, not a curated record.